AAAUUGUCAAGAAUCGUCCAUGAUGAAAAUCUAUAAUAUCACAUUGCAGUAAAUUAAAAAAUCUAUUGAGUAUUUUUUUCAUAUUCCUGAAAUAUAUUUCAUCUGAAUUGUUUUAAAUACAAAAUUAAAAUGGUAAACGAAGAAAAUUCUUCCGGCGAUGCGUCGGAUAAAUUAGUACCUAGUGAUAGCGCUCCGAGACAAAACGAGAUGUCUAAUGAAAAUGUCGAUAUUACUCCACAAAGUGAUGAGCAGAGGCAGAGGCAGCCAACAAAAAUGGAAUCAUUUCUUGCUAUAACAAAAUCUUUGAUUAUUAGAGGUUUAGUUGUUUACCUUAUAACAUCAAUGUUUCGUCAGCCCUCACCACCUAAGGCCGACGUGAAUAGUCCUUCAGGAGUAGCUAGACUGCCUGCUAUUAAUAUGUUCCCUAAUGGAACAGUUGUAGAUAUGUACACCUAUCUGUCAGAAAAAGAAUUUUUAUAUCAAUUUGAAGAUGCUAAGUUAUUAUGGAAGCUUCCAGGAUUAAUUUACGGUGAUUGGCAUGGAGGUCAAAAUGGAGAUGGCACAUUUACUCAAUCUGCGGAAUUUAUAGCACCAGAGAGUUUAAAAAAUAAUGGGUCUAUAUACCUCCAUGUUUAUGUUGUGCCAGUCGGAAAAUCCCCUGAUCCAAAAGAUAAAGUUAAUUAUGCGGGACCUUACAUUACAUAUGGAAAGAAAAUGGUUAAUAAAUAUAAAAAAUUAAAAUAUCAAAAGACUCAUAAUUUAUUAACCGGGCAAACGGAGAAGUCUGAGGAGGAAGUAAAAAAAGCUGAAACAUUGAAAGAGGAGAUUGUAUCACACUGGCAUCCCAACUUAACAAUAAAUCUGGUAACAGAUCAAACUAACUGGAUGCAGGGUAGUGUGCCACCACCUCUUGAUGAGUUCAUCCAUUUCUUACCUGAAGGGAAGGAGUAUAAGCCUGCAGUGUUCCUAAAUGACUAUUGGAACAUGUUGAGAGAUUAUGUUCCUCUCAAUAAGACUACCACUAAGCUCCAAUUACAGCUUACUUUCCAACCUCUUAGUCUAUUUAAAUGGCAAUUAUAUACCGCUCAGGCUAUGAGAGAUAAGUUAAACAUGUUUUCAGCAUUAGGUGCUGAAGAACAAGAUGAGGAACAAGAUACUGUCAAAGAAUUACUAUUAGAUACAUCCCCUUAUUUGCUAGCAUUGACUAUUUCAGUCUCUAUCCUCCAUUCAAUAUUUGAGUUGCUGGCAUUCAAAAAUGAUAUUCAGUUCUGGAAUAACCGACAAUCUCUCGAGGGUUUAUCCGUCAGAUCGGUUUUCUUUAACGUUUUCCAAUCGACGGUGGUACUACUUUACGUGUUAGACAAUGAGACAAAUGUUAUGGUGAGAAUUUCAUGCUUUAUAGGUCUGUUGAUUGAGGUAUGGAAGAUCAACAAAGUAAUGGAUGUUAAGUUAAAUAGAGAAGAUAGGAUAUUGGGAUUUCCAAAGUUAUCGUUUAAAGAUAAGGGUUCUUAUGUAGAAUCUAGUACUAGAGAGUAUGAUAUUCUAGCCUUCAGAUAUCUCAGCUGGGGCUGCUUCCCACUGCUCAUUGGAUAUGGAGUGUAUUCUUUACUAUAUCUAGAACACAAAGGAUGGUAUUCGUUUAUUCUGAACAUGAUGUAUGGGUAUCUGCUUACCUUUGGCUUUAUUAUGAUGACGCCACAGUUGUUUAUUAAUUACAAAUUGAAGUCGGUGGCUCAUUUGCCAUGGCGCAUGAUGACAUACAAGUUCCUUAAUACAUUCAUCGAUGACAUCUUUGCAUUUGUUAUCAAAAUGCCAACAAUGUACCGCCUGGGAUGUUUCAGAGAUGACAUUGUAUUCUUCAUAUUCCUCUAUCAGCGAUGGAUCUACAAAGUCGAUCACAAGAGAGUCAAUGAGUUUGGUUUCUCCGGGGAAAUGGAACAGCAGAGACAAGUAGAUGGGAACGGCACCCUCGCCAUUGAGGGACAGGAUAAAGCUGAUAAGAAAAACGAUUAAGUAUUAGUAAAAUUUUAGCUAGUAUUUAAUAAUGAGCUAUAAAUUAUAUGUAACUGGUGAAUGUUGCUUGACGAAAUCAUUUUGUUGUUGAAGAAACACAUUGUAUUUCAUUAAGGUUUCCGUGGAUAUAAUUUCUAAAUGUCUAUGCAUUUAUGUAAUGUAGAAUGUAAAUUACUACAAGUCUUAUCAUGGAUGUAUUUUACUAGUUUAUAAAUUAAUUUAAGACGGAAUAAUGUAACCUAUUUUCAUUACUAGCACAAAAUAAUUAAUAAUAUAUUGUCAUAUAAUACCAUAGACGUAGAGUAAUCCGGAGUAACUGCACUUAGUAUAUUAAAUUAGUGAAAUUUAUUUAUGAACAUUGUUUUGUGACCUCACAGAUUCAUGAUAUUUGUUGACAUUGUAUUUAUAUUGUUAAAGUUUUAGUGCUAUCAUGUUUUUAUCAUGUUCUACAUCUCUUUCAAGAUUUUAAUGUUUAUGUAUUUACUGAUAGUAGCAAUAGCUUUGCGUUGUUGAAUACAUAUUUUUAAUUUAUAUAAAAAUUACUUUAAAUUGAACAAUAAAAUAAAAUGAGAGUUUUGUGUGUUGUGUGCGGGCUGUUAAAUAGCUACUUUAUAUAUUUCUCACUAAGACAUAUUCAUGUUUACAUUAGAUAAAAAAAUAUAUAUGAUACCAUUAGGGUAUUUUCUAUAAUUAAUGCCAAUUAAAUUCCUUUGUUGUUGAAGAUAUGUUUAGUUUCAUUGUUCAAGUCUUGUUAAUACAGAAAUGGCAAUGUUGGUGUUCCUUAUUGUAAUCUUUCCUUGAUAUGGUAUGUUUCAAUGUUGCCAAGCAAUAAUAUGGGCUGUUUAUUAUUUAGUAUGUGUGAAUGUGACUAUGAUAAUUAGAUAAUCUGCUUUUAAAUUACUUGAAUUCAAUGAGGUUUUUAUUCUUAAAUUAAUUAAUUUUAUUACAGUUAUUUAUUCUUAUUAAAAUGUUUACAAAUUCUGGUAUUUUAAAAUUUUCUUAAGUUACAAUAUAGUUUUAAUUCCAAACAGUUAUUGUUUGAAGUAUUUAGUCUGUAGCUCAAUAAAUCGUUGUUGCAAAA
Molecule: messenger RNA, 3094 nt
Organism: Danaus plexippus (monarch butterfly)
Lineage: Eukaryota; Metazoa; Arthropoda; Insecta; Lepidoptera; Nymphalidae
Product: putative lipid scramblase CLPTM1
Exons: 3
Coding region: 130-2013 (627 amino acids)
Cellular component (GO): endomembrane system; membrane
Source: RefSeq, a predicted model, not a curated record